Brassica oleracea var. oleracea is the source of this 2888-nucleotide messenger RNA. Its product is annotated as receptor-like protein kinase ANXUR2. Bases 109 to 2673 code for a protein of 854 amino acids. Gene Ontology annotation, molecular function: ATP binding; transmembrane receptor protein tyrosine kinase activity. Gene Ontology annotation, biological process: protein autophosphorylation. The transcript is spliced from 3 exons. The record is from RefSeq and is a predicted model, not a curated record. NCBI's taxonomy places the organism in Eukaryota, Viridiplantae, Streptophyta, Magnoliopsida, Brassicales, Brassicaceae. Gene Ontology annotation, cellular component: plasma membrane; plasmodesma.
UGUCUUGUUGAGGUUUCUGCUUCUGUUUCCAUGGCUUUGAUCAUACAUUGUUAGGUUACAGAGAGGAGAAGAAACAAGCCUCCAGUUUUCUCUGCUGGUGCUUAAGCCAUGAACGAGAAAACGCGGAAUCUAUGUUCCCUCAUCUGUUUCUUCUAUGUUCUUCUCGUUUCCCCUUCUCAAUCUAACGCUAAAGACGUUGCGUUGGGCUGCGGAGCGACAGAACCAUCUACUGAUCCAGACAAGAAAAAAUGGGAACCAGACACCAAGUUCUUGAAAACACCAAACACGGUUCACGCAACAGCUACAUAUCAAGAUCCUUCGCUUCUCUCAACGAUCCCUUACAUGACAGCAAGAAUCUUUACAGCUCCUGCGACUUACGAGAUCCCUGUUAAAGGAGACAAAAGACAUUUGCUCCGUUUACAUUUCUACCCAUCAGCAUACACAGGACUCAACAUCGACGACUCUUACUUCUCCGUGGCGGCUAACGAUGUUACACUUCUAAGCAACUUCAGUGCAUCUAUCACAUGUCAAGCCCUAACACAGGCUUACCUCGUUAGAGAAUAUUCUCUUGCACCAACCCUAAAAGAUGUCUUGACCAUCACGUUAACUCCCUCUGAUAAACAUCCUAAGGCGUUUGCCUUCAUAAACGGUAUUGAGGUCAUUGAGAUGCCUGAGCUGUUUGAUACGGCUGUUCUUGUCGGGUUCACGGACCAGACAUCUGAUGUUAAGUCCGCGAAUCUUCAGACAAUGUUUAGGGUUAAUGUCGGUGGUCAAGAUAUACCUGGAAGCAAAGACUCUGGUGGGUUAACAAGAACAUGGUACAACGAUGCUCCUUACAUAUUCAGUGCUGGUCUUGGUGUUACCCUUCAAGCAAGCGAUAACUUCAGGAUUGAUUACCAGAAAAUGCCGGUCUCUACCGCCCCAGCUGAUGUCUAUAAAACAGCUCGAUCACAGGGACCCAAUGGAGAUCUCAACGUGAAAUCAAACCUAACAUGGGUGUUUCAAGUUGAUACAAACUUCACAUACAUCAUGAGACUCCAUUUCUGCGAGUUCCAGCAAUCUAAAAUCAACCAGAAAGCUUUCAACAUUUACAUCAACAACAAAACCGCACAAGCGGACGCAGAGGCUGCAGAUAUAAUAGCAUGGUCUGGAGGUAAAGGUGUCCCAACGUACAAGGACUACGCAAUGUACGUUGAUACUACUAACGGAGGCGAAGAGGUUUCACUUCAGAUGACUCCUUCCGUAUUUGCUAAGCCAGAGUAUCUCGACUCGCAGCUCAACGGGCUAGAGAUAUUCAAGAUGGACACAAUGAAGAACCUCGCGGGUCCAAACCCUAAACCAUCUGACAUGAAAGCUAAUGAAGAUGCUAAAAAGGAGUUUCGAGGUGACAAAAGAGUCACAGCUUUCGUCAUCGGCUCAGCUGGUGGAGUAGCAGCGGUUUUGCUAUGUGCAUUGUGUUUCACAAUGUAUCAAAGGAAACGUAAGUUCCAAGGAAGUGAAUCUUACACGUCAAGCUGGCUUCCUUUAUAUGGAACCUCCCAUACUUCUACUAUAUCCGGUAAGAGCAACAACGGAAGCCACUUAUCUAACCUAGCAGCUGGCCUAUGUCGAAGAUUCUCGUUGUCCGAAAUAAAACACGGAACUCAAAACUUCGAUGAGUCUAACGUCAUUGGAGUUGGCGGGUUCGGUAAGGUUUACAAGGGUGUGAUAGACGGAGGAACAAAAGUGGCGAUCAAGAAAUCAAACCCUAACUCAGAACAAGGUCUCAACGAGUUCGAGACAGAGAUCGAACUCUUAUCAAGAUUAAGACACAAACACUUAGUCUCCUUGAUAGGUUACUGCGACGACGGUGGAGAGAUGUGUCUCAUCUACGACUACAUGUCACUCGGAACACUAAGGGAGCAUCUUUACAACACGAAGAGACCUCAGUUAACUUGGAAGCGACGUCUAGAGCUAGCCAUUGGAUCUGCAAGAGGGUUGCAUUACCUUCACACGGGUGCAAAGUACACGAUCAUUCACCGUGACGUGAAGACAACAAACAUCUUGUUAGAUGAGAACUGGGUCGCGAAGGUUUCUGACUUCGGUUUAUCCAAAACCGGACCGGACAUGAACGCGGGAGGUCAUGUUUCGACCGUGGUCAAAGGAAGUUUCGGGUAUUUAGAUCCAGAGUACUUUAGAAGACAGCAACUAACUGAGAAGUCAGAUGUGUACUCUUUUGGAGUUGUGUUGUUUGAGAUCUUAUGCGCUAGGCCGGCUUUAAACCCUAGCUUGCCUAAGGAGCAAGUGAGUCUUGGAGACUGGGCGCUGAACUGUAAACGUAAAGGGAAUCUUGACGAUAUUAUUGAUCCUAACUUGAAAGGGAAGAUCAACGCGGAGUGUUUGAAGAAGUUUGCGGACACGGCGGAGAAAUGUCUCUCCGACAGUGGGUUAGACCGGCCGUCCAUGGGAGAUGUGUUGUGGAACCUUGAGUUUGCGCUUCAGGUGCAAGAAACUGCUGAUGGCACGCGUCGUCGAACGCCUAGUCAUGGCAGCGCUUCUGAGGAUCUAGGCGGAGGAGGUGGUGGUGGAGGUAUGGCGGUCAACGUUAGCGCCGGUGAACAUGACGUCAGUGACUUGUCCUCGGAAGAAAAUAGUGGGAUAUUUUCUCAAAUUGUAAAUCCUAAAGGGCGAUAAAGGUAAUUUAACAACCGAACAUUCUUGAUAUGAAAAGUUCAUUUUUUCUUAUUUUGUUUUUUCUUUAUGUCAUGUGAUAGACAAAGAAGUAACUAUCCAGUAUAUUCAUUCGUUUUAAUUUCCUUGUGGGUUUAUCAAUUAAUCAAAACUCAAAAACAUUUGUAAAAUUAUAUAUCUAUGUGUUGUUAUUAUAUGUUAUCAAGAUAUUGUAUAAU